Messenger RNA from Bradysia coprophila, 1660 nucleotides. Its product is annotated as U3 small nucleolar RNA-associated protein 15 homolog. Gene Ontology annotation, biological process: positive regulation of transcription by RNA polymerase I; rRNA processing. Gene Ontology annotation, molecular function: protein binding. Gene Ontology annotation, cellular component: nucleolus. The record is from RefSeq and is a predicted model, not a curated record. Lineage: Eukaryota; Metazoa; Arthropoda; Insecta; Diptera; Sciaridae.
UUGCUAACAAACUUAGACUUCAAAGUGAAACUUUUGGCAAUAAUUUUUGUCUAAAUAAACAAAAUUGGGAAAUAAUGACUACAACAAACACUGUCAAUGUCCCGAGAUGCAAACCGAGCAGAACCAACGAUCCUUUGUAUUGGAAUCAAUUUAGUGAAUCAAAUGUGAUUAAGGCCGGAAGCACAAGAAUUGAUUAUAUCGACUUCAGUCCUCGCUAUAGCUUCCAAGAACCACAUAAUUUUGCUGUUAGCUCAGAUUAUAUAAAAAUCUACAAUCCGAAAGCCUUGGACUCGAGCUCAUUUCUAUGUGAAUCAAUAAGGAAUGCUUAUGGUGGAACGUUUGAUAAGGUUGGACGGUACUUUACGUGCGGUGACCAGGAAGGACACGUUAGAUUAUGUAAAUGGUCGUCAGAACGAGUCGAAUGGUCCAUGUGCAACCUAGAAAAAAAACAUACGGCCGCUGUACACCGGACGUUCUUCACCGUUAAUCAAUCACACAUUGCCAGCUUUUCAGACGACAGAACUGUUCGCCUUUGGGAUCUGUCUAAUGGAAAUUGUGUAAACACAUUCGAGCAGGCUCACACUGACAAUAUUCGAGCUGGUUGUGUUAGUCCUGUCUGGCCAAAUAAUUUACUAUCAGGAGGAUAUGACGGCACAGCUAAAAUGUGGGACAUUAGAACCAACUCAAUCGUUUUUGAGGUUGAUCAUGGCUUUCCCAUUGAAUCGGUUAUGUUUCUACCAACUAGUGGACUUUUUGCUAGUUGCGGUGGGCCACGCGUUACAAUAUGGGAUGUAUUUGCUGGUGGUAAAUUAUUGACGACGCUACCCGAUCGUGUUAGAAACAUAACGUGUCUACAAAUGGCCUGCAAUGGAAGUAGACUAUUAUCUGGUGGAUGGGAUCAAGAAGUGCACAUCUUUGAUAUGACAACCUUCAGAAUCGUUCACAGUUUACAUUUUCUACAUAAAAUUUGUAGUGUGGCUGUUACGCCUGAUGAAGAAAUGCUUGCGUUUGGCAUGUCUGAUGGAAAUAUUGUCUUUUUACACAAGGAUUUUGAUAGAAAAAUUGAAAUGCCUCAAAAAACGGCAAUUCCGAAAUUUAUUUUGAAACCCGACCAGACACUCCAGCAUUACAGAAAAAUACCCGAACCUGAACUCCAGGAAAUGAUAAGGAAACAGGAAUAUUCUGAGGCAUUGAGGACUGUAUUUACUACCGAUUGUUUAAAUAAUACGCCUGAGUCUACGUUUCGUGUGUUACAUGAAUUAAAACGUCUGCAAUGUAUGGAUCACGCGUUAAAAGAUCAGUCGAAUGAAUUUUUGAACAAGUUUGUUUCGUUUCUGAUAAGACAUAUAGGCGAUCAACGUUUUAUUCGCCUUCUGAUUUACAUAUCGAACAUUUUGUUGGAUGUCUAUGAAGACAAUAUUUCGGGUCUGGGCAGCGAUGUUAAAAUUAAACUUGUGAAACUGAGUAAAAAGUUGGAAGAUGAAGAUAAUGUGAUGGCUGAAGUGGAAGAAUUAGAUGGAGCAAUUGAAUUGUUGAUAUCAGGUGCUAACGUAGUCGAUAAACAAUUGACCAAUUUUCAGUUUAAAUAAAAAUGAAUUGGAUGGAAAUGAUGUUAUCGAUGGGCAAUUAGAAAAAAUAAAAAGUUUGCCAAUUUGCCGAA